GUAGAAUCAAAUCGACGGAAUAGGACUCCAAAGAUGGAGCUGCUGACACCCACCCCUCCUCCUCGGCUCGCCGGGAACCACUUCUCCCAUGGCUUCUAUUCUCCGACGAUUUCUCUUUCGUCCAUCUUCUCUCGUCGCCAUCAUCAUCAUCAUCGUGUUGCUGCCGAGGUCUCUGGGCUGCCUGAAUUCACGGAAGAAGUUGGUGGCAGAAUCACAGUUGCAGUUGGGAAAUCCGUUGAGAAAAGCUUGUCUUUGCUUCAUUUUUGUUUUCAGCAUUUCGGCUGCCGAGAGAUCAUUCUCCUUCAUGUUCAUCAACCGUCUCCCACCAUUCCCACCCUAUUAGGAAAACUGCCUGCAAGCCAAGCAAACGAGGAAAUGGUAUCUGCUUUUCGAAAAGAGGAGAUCGAACAAACAAGGAAGCUUCUAUUCAAUUACUUGACCGUUUGCUGGAAAGCCCAGGUGAAAGCAGGAGUCAUCACCAUUGAAGCUGCACAAGUUAAGAAAGGCAUUGUUGAUCUGGUGAACAAACAUAGUAUUAGGAAGCUUGUUAUGGGGGCGGUGCCAGAUCAUUGUAUGAAGGUGAAGAAAACCUCAAGCAAAGCCAACUUUGCAGCCAAAAAUGCAGCUCCAUUCUGUGAAAUAUGGUUUGUGAACAAAAGGAAACAUGUCUGGACAAGGGAGGCUUCUGAAGGACUGACUAUUUUCCCGUCAGUUCUCAGUCCACCUGAUACUGUACUUUCUGAGAGAUUAAGCUCUAGUUUGUCACAUAAUCUCGUUGGUGAGCUCAUAACCAACGAUACGAGUCUUCAGACUGAUUCUUCCAAUACUGGUAUACUUUGCUUUGGAGUCAAAAACCAGGUUCAUUCAGAACCAGAUAAAAUGGAAGUUGAUUCAUCUACCAGUGGAUCCUGUUUCACCAAUCAGUUUGAUUCUUUGUCAUCUGAAAGAUUGUUGCCAUCAGAUUGUGACUCAAAGAUAGAGGAAGAAGUUUUGUAUAAUCAGCAUAAUGAAGUGAUGAGACAAGCCGAGACAGUAAAUAAUGAGGCAUUUGCAGAGCUAGUGAAUUGCAAAAAUUUUGAAGCAGAAGCUUUUGAAGCUAUUAACAAGGUCAAGGUGUUUGAUGCUGCCCGUGCACGUGAAACUAAGCUUCGAGAGGAAGUUGAAGACAUACUAAGAAUUACUAGACAGCAACAACAAAAGCUCUUGGAGCAAAGAGAAGAAGUAACUAGAGACCUACAGAAGAUGAUGACAAAUGUAGCUGUUCUUGAUAUUCAUCUCCGGCGGUCGACUCAUCGGCGAGAAGAAGCUGCUGGAGAGUUUAGGUUCAUCCAAGAAUCCCUUGAAACUCUCCAGGAUGAAAGGGAGAAGCUGCAACAGCAAAAAGAGGAAGCCAUGUAUCAGCUGGAACUGUGUAGAGGUCGUGGACAUACUGGAGUGCCUAACUGUGAUAGGUUCAUACAGUUUUUCAAUGAAUCUCUCGAGUUCACAGAGUUUUCUUUAUCAGAUCUUCAGACUGCAACAUGCAACUUUUCGGAGAGCUUUAAGAUUGGGGAGGGAGGGUAUGGAUGUGUUUACAAGGGAGAGAUUUUUAACCGAAGUGUUGCUAUAAAGAAGUUGCAUCCAUAUAACAUGCAAUGCCAAUCAGAGUUUCAACAAGAGGUUCUAGUUCUUAGCAAACUACGACAUCCCAAUUUGGUGAAUUUGAUUGGUGCAUGCUCAGAUGCCUGGUCCCUUGUAUAUGAGUAUUUACCAAAUGGGAGCCUCCAAGAUCACCUCUUCCGGAAACGAAACACUCCUCCCUUGACUUGGAAGACCCGGACACGAAUUGCUGCCAAAAUUUCAAGUGCCCUCCUCUUCUUGCACUCUUCCAAACCUGAAAAAAUCAUCCAUGGGGAUCUGACACCUGAAAACAUCCUUCUUGAUUCAUGCUUUAACUGCAAAAUUGGAGAUUUUGGGAUUUGCAGGCUUGUCCCUGAGGAAAGUGUUGAUUUUCCAAGUUUCCGCAGUAAUACAGAGCCGAAGAGCUCAUUCCCAUAUACAGAUCCAGAGUUGCAGCGGAAUGGAAAUCUGACACCAAAGUCUGACAUCUACUCUUUUGGGAUCAUUAUUCUACAGCUACUCACUGGUAGGCCUCCGUUGGGGCUAACCAAUGAGGUGCGUCGGGCUUUGUUGUCUGGGAAGCUGACAUCGAUUUUGGACACAUCUGCUGGAGAAUGGCCUACAUUUCUGGCAGAGCGAUUGGUGGAUGUGGGCUUACAAUGCUGUGAAUUGAACAGUCGGGAUAGGCCAGAGCUGACACCAACAAUGGUGAGGGAGCUUGAUCAGUUACAUGUUCCCGAUGAGCUGCCUGUGCCUUCUUUUUUCUUGUGUCCAAUACUUAGGGAGAUAAUGAAUGAUCCUCAUGUGGCAGCAGAUGGCUUUACCUAUGAAGGCGAGGCCAUUCGAGAAUGGUUGGAAGAUGGACAUGAUACUUCUCCUAUGACCAAUUUAAAGCUGAGCCACUUGCAUCUUACUCCAAACCAUGUGCUUCGACAGGCUAUACAGGACUGGCUCUGCCAGUCAUGAGAUCCUGUAACUGUGUGUAGCUACUGUAAAUGUGCAUGUAUGAGCUUGUAUGUAUGUUUUAUUUUGUAUAUGUAUGUGGGGAUGUAUUGUACGAAAAGUGGGAAAGUGGAAUGGAGUAUGAUGCUCCAAAAACUCGAGUAGGAUUAGAUAAUUAGGAAAUAGUUCAACCAUGAAACGAACUUCAUGGACAGCCCUCCUGUAUAAUUUUUUUCUGGGCAGGAUGAUAAUGUGCAAAUUGAUUUUGC
Telopea speciosissima is the source of this 2810-nucleotide messenger RNA. RefSeq names its product U-box domain-containing protein 33-like. The record is from RefSeq and is a predicted model, not a curated record. Lineage: Eukaryota; Viridiplantae; Streptophyta; Magnoliopsida; Proteales; Proteaceae. The transcript is spliced from 8 exons. Bases 34 to 2565 code for a protein of 843 amino acids. Gene Ontology annotation, biological process: protein ubiquitination; protein phosphorylation. Gene Ontology annotation, molecular function: protein kinase activity; ubiquitin-protein transferase activity; ATP binding.